GUUAGAUGUGCAUGUUGACGCGCUUAGCAAUCUUUGAAACCAAUCUUAGAAAUCAUUGAAUUGACAAUUUAAAUUCAAAAUUGCAUACUAUUGACAGCAAAAUAGCUUAAAAGUGAAAUUUCAAAACCAAAAAAAAAUUGUUGUAAUUAACAUCGAAAAUAUAGAAAAAGCAAUAAAAAACUCCACCAUAAAUGGUGUAUUUUGUUGUUGGAUUUGUGUUACCUACAUAUGUAUGCAUGUAAUUAAAGGAAAUUUUUCCGGAUACCGAUAACCGAAAUUCAAAACUAUUGUCAAAAAUUAUAUUUUUGUAGCUCAAAAAAAUUAAAUUAAUAUAAUUAAAAGUGUUGUUUGAAAAACCAACAUUCUUUUGAGAUCUACGCUUGCCACACAGUUGUGUGCAGAAUCGCAGCGAAGUGAUUCGAAAUUUUCUAAAACGCAAUUACAGAAAUUUCUGGCGCUAUUAGCGCAAACUUUAUUGAAGGCUUGAAAUCUUUAUUAAUUUCAAAUAUUUACUAAUUUUUCUAAAAAAUACCAGCUAAAAAAUUUUACACUGUAAAAUACUCGUAAAAAGUGAAAACUUAAUACCCAAUAAAAGCAAUUAAUUUCCAAUUAAAUUAUAACAUUCGACACGCAAUCGGCAAACUUUCAUUUUAAUUGCGUAGUUUUACUGCGAAUUACAAAAUCUCGAUUUCUCAAAAAGGAAAAUCACUCGCAGCUAUGGAAAAACACGUAACAUCAAAUAAUGCUGCCGCUGUGCAUCAUCAUCAUCAUCAACACGCCCAUCAACCGGACAAGAUAAGCAAAUAUCUUGUCAAUACGGACAAAAGUGGCGAACUGACUGUCACAGUGCAGGGUGACCUGACGCAACAAGAGAAACGUGCCGUAUUUAUCACAGUCCACGAUCUGGGAUGCAAUCACAACUCAUUCCAGGAAUUUGUCAGCAGUCCAUGCAUGACCGAAAUCAAGGAGCGUUCCUGUUUCAUACACAUCGAUGUACCAGGGCAUGCUGAUAAUGCUGACCCCUUACCUGAUAGCUUCCAGUUCCCUUCAUUGCAAACACUUGGCGAGGAUCUAAUAACCGUUUUGGAUUUUCUACACGUCAAGUAUGUAAUUGGUCUGGGUGAAGGUGCUGGAGCCAAUGUUUUGGCUCGUUUCGGCUUGGCCCAUCCGUCACGAGUGCUCGGCUUGGUGUUGAUUAAUGCCACCGGAAGCGCAGCCAGUGUUUUGCAAUCAUUCAAAACCAAGCUUAUUCAAUGGAAAAGCGAUGACAUCGCACAAUCGGCUGAGAGCUUUUUAAUGUAUCAUAAAUUUGGACAUCAAUUGCUUGGUGAUAAUCCGGAUAAGGAAAAAAUUGUCACCGAAUAUCAAAAACGUUUACACAGCACUUUGAAUAGCAAAAAUGUGGGACUCUACGUAAAGGCUUUUAUGAGCCGCAAGGAUCUCACAUUGAAGGGUUGCAAGAUUGAUGUAAUUUUAAUUACAGGCAUGCUAAGCCCCUAUGCCUCUAUGGUUGAGAAGUUGCACAAAGAUGUUGAAAAGGAGAAAGUCACCAUUUUAAAAAUAGAACGAGCGGGCGAUGUCUUAGCUGAUGCGCCCGCCAAAGUGGCUCAAUCGAUUUUGCUCUUCUGCAAAGGUCAAGGCAUUUUAACUUCUGUCGUUAUGCCUGGUGUUGAUCGCGGACGUGCUUACUCCACCAGUUCGGGCGGCUCUGCAGAUGGACAAAAUGGCUCGAGAAAGCUUUCACGAGGAGUAUCAAUGGAGGAUUACGACAAGCCGAAUAUACGCCGAUUGAGUAUUAUCAACAACGAAUCACCAAAGAAAUAAAUCUAAAAAUUAAGAAAAAAGCAAAUAGAAAAACUAUUAAUAUUAUUAUUUUUUGCUAAACCGAGCAAAUAUGCAACAAAUUAAUAAUAAAUUGAUAUUUAAAUAUAUAGCUAUACUACAUACAUAUAUGAAACAUUUUUGAGCAUGCUAGUUAUAGUUAAAAAUUUUUUGGUAAGCUUGUUAUUUGUGAGUAAAUAAUAAAGCGUCCGAAAAUACAAUUUUUGCUUGAAAACUAAUUAUUCUUAUUAAAUAAUGAAAAAAUCAACGAUAAAUUUGUUUGAUAAAUACUAACGGUAAUUUAAAAAUGAAAUAUGAAAUUAAAUAUUGCCAAAUUUAAAUCUCAAAAUUACAAAAAAAUUGCUUACAAUUUAUACAUACAUAUAUACAUUUACCCAUACAUAUGUAUGCAUAAGAACGCAUAUUUACAUACAAAAUAUGUGUCAGUCAUGUACAAUUUCUUCGAAAAUGCUUAAAAAUAGUGAAAAUAUUUGAAUGACUUGGAAGAACUGCACACCAGUAAGCCAGUACGUAUACUCAGUUUCAAGCGCGAGUAGUAAAAAGCGCUGGGAGACAUCAUUUGAAAAGCUGGAUGACAACAAAGAAGAAAACCAAAUCGAGUUUUUGCACUCAACAUACAACUGUCAUGAAUACAUAAAUCGCAUCAUCAAAUGGCAUUGAACAUACAAACAUAAAUAUGAUUGAAAUAAAGUAUUUGAAAGAAGAAUUUUGCGUUUCUCGCACUCCAAGCAUAACCAAACCCACCUACAACGAAAAAAACGAACAUAUCUUCCAAAAAGAAUCAAACGAAGAACUUAGAAAGUAUCAACUAUGAAAUACCUCCGAAUCGGUUAACGUAAAGCAGUACCUUCAAAUUGCCAAAUCAAGUAUUCGUACACCGAAAUUAUCUAAGGAACUCUUUUUAGUUCAAAUUAUAUCCAGAACUUUUAAAAGCAUUUACAUGCACAGACAUAUUUUACUUGAAUACUUUGGAGAAUUUUUAAAUGAACACCAAAUUCAAAUAGUGCGUAGUUUCAAACAGAAGUAAGUAAAAAGAAGAUUUACUACAACACAAAAAAAAAUGUUUAGCUAAAAAUACUUACAUAAAAACAUAUAAACACAUGUAUAUGCACGAGGACGUUAUUUAGCAAUUUCAGUAGCCUUAAAAAUGUAGUGGCAAAUGUUCUAAAACACAAAUCGUUGUAUGCUUAAAUGUAGUCAAAAACGCAGUGAAACACAAAUGAAAUAAAUAGAAAAUAUAACUUUAAAAAUUUACAUUAAAAACUUAAACAAAGUCCAACCACACAUUGCAAAUUAUAAAGAAUUUUCACUUUUAUAAAAAAAAUGAUUAAGCGAAAAUUCAGGAGUUAGCAGCAACUUAAAAACAAAUAAAUAUUUUUAUGAGUAUAAUUUCGAACGCAAUUUGAAUCAUAUAAAAAUUUACUCCACAUUUUUAUUAAAUACAAUUACAUGCAAGCAAACGAAAAAAAUUAUUUAAAUUUUUUUUUAAGGUAGUUCCAUUAUUAUUAAAUAAGCUAUUGCUUCGGCAGCCGUAGUCGAAUGAAUUGGUGUUUGACUACCAUUUGGAAGCGCACAGUCUCGAAGCCCCGGGCACGAAAUACCAAACAGUUUUUUUCUAAUAAAACCUCCGAGUGUAUUUCUGCCAUUGCAAAGCUCCUUAAAAAGUAUCUGCCGUUCGGAGUCGACUUAAAACUGUAAAAUUUGUGAAAAACAUCCAGACGCACGCCACAAAUAGGAGAAGAAGCUAAGGCAGAAACUCAAAACGGUUAAGUUUGUGAACGUUAAUUUUUGAAAGCUUUUUUUUUUUGAAGCCAGAAAUGUAAAUUCGUAUAAUGGCCAAUUUGUAUAUAUGGCAUAAAUACACAGAUUACUAAAGUUUCGUUAGUAAAUGACGAGAUUUUCGUAAAUUAACUAUUACCAAAAAUACAUUGGUAAUGCCAGUAGAAAAUUACUAAUGGAAGUUGCAAUGUAAAAUAUUAGGGUAAUUAUUUUUUCAAGAAUGAGAUAAAAAUAUAUUAAAUUUCCGAGGAUAUUAUUUUUUUUUGUUUGAAUUUUAAUUAAAAAGACGCGAUGAAAAUCCACAAAACGCCAGGGUAUUCCACCGUUUGAGAAAUCAAACUGUAUUUUGACGUAAACCUAUACUGCACAGAUUACCGUUAUUAAAGCAACUUCAAGUUUUUUAUUAUGGUUUUUAUGCUUAUUUUAGUCUUAUUCUUUUUGUAUACACAUAAUUAGUUGUUGAAUUAUGUUAACUUUUCAUUAUUUAAAUCGAUUAUUUUGUCAAGAAGUUCCAUUUGUGAUAUUCGCUUUUUUUAUUCUUUUUAUCUUUUUAACUUUUUUUUAUAUUUUCUUUAAGUGUGACUUGAAUGUGAUUCCUUUUACAUUUAUUCAUCGAACUUUAUUUUAUUUAGUGACUUUUUUUAAUACUUACUGCAGUUUCAUUAAACCAAGAACUUCACUAUAUUUCUUUUUGUGCAUUUUGAUCUAAUGAAUCGGCCUACAUGACCUUACUAUUGAAGAGCCACUUUGCGACCGUGCUUAGAUUUUGAGCAAAGUUCGAUAAGCUAAAAUAUUGAACCACUUUUGAGGAACUGACUUCGAAAUUUUCGAUAUGAAUAAUCAGACUUAAGAUUUUUAGUCGCUAUUGUUUUUGUAUGGGAAGCUUUUCUCGCGAUUUUAAUUGUUCUACUUCCGUUUAUUUAUAUUGAAACGUCAAAAUGACGAGUUUUCUUAUGAGUGAGUGGUAACAUGAAACAUGGUAUCCUUCGAAUAAUUAAUAAAGCGGCUGAGAAUAUGUGAUGGAACUACCUUCCAAAAGUAAUUUUAUUAUGGAUAUAUGUAUUGUAAUGUCAACAUUAUUUAGCAAAGUUUUAUUAGCGCUUAUGAUCAAGUUAAGAAUAUAACCAUAUGCAUUCACGCAAUGUCACGAAAUUAUAUUACUUUAAAACAAUAUUACAAAGUCAACUAUAACUGUUAAAAGAGUAAAAAUGCAAAAUCAAACUGUGUAAUGAAAAACUAGCAAAAGUAAAAAUUAAAUUGUUUAGAUGAAGUUUAUAAGAAACCUUAAA
Messenger RNA from Anastrepha ludens (Mexican fruit fly), 4910 nucleotides. RefSeq lists its product as uncharacterized. Gene Ontology annotation, cellular component: cytoplasm. Bases 718 to 1824 code for a protein of 368 amino acids. Gene Ontology annotation, biological process: signal transduction. The record is from RefSeq and is a predicted model, not a curated record. The transcript is spliced from 10 exons. Lineage: Eukaryota; Metazoa; Arthropoda; Insecta; Diptera; Tephritidae.